This is a messenger RNA of Trichechus manatus latirostris (Florida manatee), 4098 nucleotides long. It is a transcript of the gene IFFO1, whose product is annotated as intermediate filament family orphan 1. The coding region runs from base 45 to 1769 and encodes 574 amino acids. The record is from RefSeq and is a predicted model, not a curated record. The transcript has 10 exons. Lineage: Eukaryota; Metazoa; Chordata; Mammalia; Sirenia; Trichechidae.
CCGGCUCCUGCACCAGUCUCCAUCUCCCAGCAGAAGGCGCAGCCAUGAAUCCGUUAUUCGGCCCUAACCUCUUCCUCCUACAGCAGGAGCAGCAGGGCCUGCCCGGGCCGCUGGGAGACCCUCUAGGAGGCGACCACUUCUCUGGGGGAGGGGACUUGGCCCCGGCGCCGCUCGCCCCGGCGGGCCCCGCUGCCUUCUCGCCGCCCGGGCCGGGAACGGCGCCCCCCGCCGCCAUGGCACUCCGCAACGACCUGGGCUCCAACAUCAAUGUGCUCAAGACCCUGAACCUCCGGUUCCGCUGCUUCCUGGCCAAGGUGCACGAGCUGGAGCGGCGGAACCGGCUGCUGGAGAAGCAGCUGCAGCAGGCGCUGGAGGAGGGUAAGCAGGGCCGGUGGGGCCUUGGGCGCCGCGACCAGGCCGUGCAGACCGGCUUUGUCAGCCCCGUCCGGCCCCUGGGGCUGCCCCUGGGCGCCCGGCCGGCUGCCGUCUGCACCCCGUCGGCGCGGGCGCUGGGCUCACCUGCGCGCUCGCCAGCCGGCCCCCUCACGCCGUCUGCGGCCGGCCACACGUCGUCCUCCACCGCCCUCGCCACCGCAACCUCCGCCUACUCCUCGUCCGCUCGCUUCAUGCCGGGCACCAUCUGGUCCUUCUCUCACGCCCGCCGCCUCGGGCCGGGACUGGAGCCCACCCUGGUGCAAGGGCCUGGCCUAUCGUGGGUGCACCCCGACGGGGUGGGCGUCCAGAUCGACACCAUCACCCCGGAGAUCCGCGCCCUGUACAACGUGCUGGCCAAAGUGAAGCGGGAGCGGGACGAGUACAAGCGGAGGUGGGAAGAGGAAUACACAGUUCGCAUACAGCUGCAAGAGCGAGUGAACGAGCUCCAGGAGGAAGCCCAAGAGGCAGAUGCCUGCCAGGAGGAGCUGGCGAUGAAGGUGGAGCAGCUGAAAGCCGAGCUAGUGGUCUUCAAGGGGCUCAUGAGCAACAACCUGUCAGAGCUGGACACAAAGAUCCAGGAGAAGGCCAUGAAGGUGGACAUGGACAUCUGCCGCCGCAUUGAUAUCACAGCCAAACUGUGCGACGUGGCUCAGCAGCGCAACUGCGAGGAUAUGAUCAAAAUGUUCCAGAAGAAGCUGUCUCUGCACUUGUCUCCCAUUAAGGUCCCAUCCAUGGGGGGGCGGAAGCGGGAGCGCAAGGCUGCCAGCGAGGAGGACCCCUCCCUGUCGGAGAGUGACGGGCCCCGCCAGCCCGAUGGGGAUGAGGAGGAGAGCACAGCCCUCAGCAUCAACGAGGAGAUGCAGCGCAUGCUCAACCAGCUGAGGGAGUAUGAUUUUGAGGACGACUGUGACAGCCUGACUUGGGAGGAGACUGAGGAGACCCUGCUGCUAUGGGAGGAUUUCUCAGGCUAUGCCAUGGCAGCAGCAGAGGCCCAGGGAGAGCAACAGGAAGACAGUUUGGAGAAGGUGAUUAAAGAUACCGAGUCCCUGUUCAAAACCCGGGAGAAGGAAUAUCAGGAAACCAUUGACCAGAUAGAGCUGGAGCUGGCGACAGCCAAAAACGACAUGAACCGGCACCUGCAUGAGUACAUGGAGAUGUGCAGCAUGAAGCGGGGCCUGGACGUGCAGAUGGAGACUUGCCGCCGGCUCAUCACCCAGUCUGGAGACCGAAAGUCUCCUGCUUUCACUGCGGUCCCGCUUAGCGACCCGCCGCCACCGCCAAGCGAGGCUGAGGACUCCGAUCGCGAUGUCUCAUCUGAUAGCUCCAUGAGAUAGGGACCUGCCUCCACCUUGGCUCCCCUUGUGGCCCCACCCUGCUGGGGACUCAUCGCUGCAGAUGGUGGUGGGAGGAGGCUCACAGAGGGGAACGGCACUUGUCCCACCACACCAAGCCUGGCCCCAGGGCCUGGGCGCCCCUUUCUUGGCUUCCCCCUUGGCAUCUACAGGGUUGUGGGGUCUGGAGCUAGGCUUGGCCCUGCCCUUCCCGGGUGACUCCCACCACAGUCCGGACUCUCCUCCCUCCAUGCGUGGGUGUCUGCUGCUUUCCCACCUUAGAAUGCUGCCAGACUGCAAUGUGGCCCCUGACCUGUGUAUAAGGAAUGUGUUGGCUCUUCCCUCCAUCCUGUGGCCUCGUGCCAGCUCAUUGUCUUUGAUUCCAUACUGGUGCUAACUGGCCUGGGCGCUGGUAUGAAGUGGAUUAAGCUGGACGUUCAGUGAACAACACCUGCAGUUUGGUGGGGUUCCCUCCCUGUUGUAGACGGAAGGAAGCAGGGCUCAGCAGGGUGCCGUCCCAAUGCUCACGGCUGCCCACGUGAUGGAUGUGGCUCCCUUCGUCUGGGAGGUGCUACGCAUUAAAGGGGCCAUAGUGCCCUGGCGUAGGUGGCUUCUGGAUCUGACUGAUGCAGUAUCCUGGAGGGAGAUCCAAGCUUUUGCUCGGCUCCCAGUCAGUGCUGAGUGAUAGAGAAAAAGGUGAAGCUACUUGUGUGUGUUCACAUAGGCACUGUGCAUGCGUGGGUAUGUGCGUGUGCUCAGGGACUCAGGGUCUUCAUCAGCUGAAGAUAUGCCUCCUCCGUGUCUGUUACACGUGAGACCAACAGGCUGAGUAAGAGGACAUCCCUGACUUGCAAAAGCUUGGAGAAACUGGGGAGAUGUGAUUGAGAAUGGUAACUCAGUGUAACUGCCUAGGGAGGCUGUACUGACAUUUGAAUGGAAUCUUUAAUAAUAAUGAAACUGGCAAUUAUUGAGCACGUUUGUGUCACUGUUUCAAGUGCUUUCUGGUAUUAGCUACACAAUCCUCCUGACUCUGUGCAGUAUGUGCACUGUCCUCUUCAUCAUCUCCAUUUUAUAAAUGUGCAUGGGCACAGUGAGGCACAGGGGCGUUCUAAGUAACUUGCCCAAAAUAAAAGUGGCAGAGCCAAGAUUUGAACCCAGGUCACCUCCAAGCCUGUACUCUUCCCCAAUUAAGCCCCUGUGCCUCACCCAAGGACAGUAAUAGGCACAUUGUGGGCCUGUUCUGUCCUGACAUUCACCAUGUCUCAGUUCAUCCUCCCCCACACUACAGGAAGUAGGCAUUAGCUUGUUAGUACUUCCUGUGUAUUAGGCCUGGUUCUAGGUGCUUUAUAUGUUUUACCCACUUUAAUCCUUCUAAAGACCUUAGGUGUUGGGUACUGUCAUAGCCUCACUUUGUAGGUGAAGUAACUAGGGCACAGAAAGGUAAACAACUCACUGGCAGAGCUGAAGUAGUUUGAACUCUAGCAGUCGAGCUACUCUUCACUUCAGAGGUCACAUAACCUGCUAAAAAGUAACAUGGACUUGGGUGCCAGAUUCCGAAGCAUACAUUUUCAGUGCCGUUACCUUCCAGGGGUCUGCUAGACAGAAAAGGGGCAAACAGCCUUCACAGGAGAGGUCAGGUGAUAGGACCAUGGGAGCUUAGCCAACAGCUAGUAACCUGGGGCUGGAGCUCUUAGAGACAACAGUCUUGACCUCUUAACAACUGGUUGUGUUGGCUUCCUGCUCUAGAGUAAACCCAAACAGCUUCCACCUGAGGAGAGGUGCCAAGGGUGGGCAUAGCUGAGCUGUAAACCUUAGUUUGUGCUUGGUUGUGGCACGCUAACUCCCUUGUUGGUACCUUUACCCGUUACGGUGGAGUCAACUCAUAGUGACCCUAUAGCACAGAAUUGUCCCAUAGGAUUUCCAAGGAGAUGCUGACCAUUUGGUUAGCAGCCAAGCUCUUAACCACUGUGCCACCAGGGCUCCUUGGUACCCUUAGCAAGAUAUAUUUCACCUUAGCAUUAGUCCAGCUUCCCUUCUCUCUAUCCCAGACCCUUGGAAAAGAUGAAAUCAACAAAGAGGUGGCUGGGUACAGUAUACUUUAUUGAUGGUACAUGACAAGGUUGGGCUCUCUAAGCCCCUCACCCCUUCUUCAGGGGGUACGGAUGGAAGCUGUGUAGAGGAUGGAAGAUUCUCAGUGUGUUGGAUGGAGUUGGGGCAAGGACUCCCCAGCAGCUGAGAGGGCCUCUCUCUUCCUCUAGUGCUGUUGCUGGGGCUGGUGGUCCAAGGGGAUCUUACUCCUUAGAGGCCAUGUGGACCAUAAGGUCCACCACCC